Metschnikowia bicuspidata var. bicuspidata NRRL YB-4993 is the source of this 1449-nucleotide messenger RNA. It is a transcript of the gene TUB4, whose product is annotated as gamma-tubulin. The record is from RefSeq and is a predicted model, not a curated record. Lineage: Eukaryota; Fungi; Ascomycota; Pichiomycetes; Serinales; Metschnikowiaceae. Gene Ontology annotation, biological process: mitotic cell cycle; mitotic spindle organization; cytoplasmic microtubule organization. The coding region runs from base 1 to 1449 and encodes 482 amino acids. Gene Ontology annotation, molecular function: GTP binding; structural constituent of cytoskeleton. The transcript is spliced from 2 exons. Gene Ontology annotation, cellular component: nucleus; cytoplasm; spindle.
AUGCCAGGGGAGGUCGUAUCUUUUCAAUUGGGCCAAUGUGGAAACCAAGUAGGACUCCAAUACUGGGAGCAAAUGGCCCUUGAGCAUGGAAUAAAAGCUGAUGGUACGCCGGAGCCCUUUGUCAACAAUCAGCUCCAUUUUGAGAGCAAUAGCGAAGUACAUCCUUCUGACAAGUCUUUGGUUCAUGAACGAACGGAUAACACAAAUGUGUUUUACACAUACAGCGAGCAAAAUAAAUACACGCCGCGGGCGGUUCUUAUUGAUUCUGAACCAUCCGUCAUUGGCAAAUGCAUGUCAAGCUGCCCGAUGUUUAACCCUCGAAAUGUCCAAUCAAGUGAGGGUGGAACCGGUGCUGCCAACAACUGGCGCCACGGUCAUUUGUAUGCCACGCAACACGAAGAAGAACUUACAGAUUUGAUCGAUCGUGAAUUGGACAAAUGUGAUAAUUUGUCUACUUUUCAACUAUUUCAUAGUGUUGCUGGAGGCACAGGUUCUGGUGUGGGUAGUUUUCUUCUUGAGCUUCUAAACGACCGGUAUGGUCGUAAGAAAAUGAUCUCUACAUUCCUGAUAUUCCCCUCGAACGACAAAACUUCAGAUGUGGUUGUGCAGCCAUAUAAUACUGUCUUGACUUUGAAGCGGCUCAUUGACCACAGUGACGCUACCUUCAUCUAUGACAACGAUUCCUUGAACGCGUUGGAAUCGUUGUUACUUUCUCCUGAAUCAAAUAAUCCCCCAGCUAUGACGUCGGCAUUUGAGAGAGAAAACAAGCUCAUAGCUUACGUCGCGUGUGGGGUAUCAAAUCCAUUGAGAUUCCCAAGCUACAUGUACAGCUCUUACGAAUCUAUAAUUUCAACACUAGUGCCAACGCCCGAGCUCAAAUUCUUGUCGUCAUCAAUAGCACCAUAUGCAGAUAUUCCAGGUGCCACACAUCGGAAGAAUUAUGUCAGUCUUAAUGAAAGUGACAUUAUCCUCGAACUUCUUAACGACAAAUGCAAGAUGAACCACGUUAGUCUGCACCCGGAAUAUAUUUCGAUGAUGGAUUACAUUGUCGGAGAUGAUCUCGAUCAGCAUGAGAUUCGGAAGGGGCGCAUUCGGGCACAAUCCAGGGUGCCGUUUGUGCCUUGGACCUCUGCCUCUAUUCAUGUUGUAAACGGACGAAAGCUGACUUUCUCCACGAGUCGUGGCUUGAGUGGCUUUCAGAUCUCUAACAAUACUUCAAUACCUCAGUUGUUUUCAAAAAUAGUGAGGCAAUAUGACUUACUAGCCAAGAGAUCGGCCUACAUCAAUUUGUACACGGAAACACGGGAUCCCGCCGAAAGAACCGAGGUUCUAGAGACGUUUAAUGAGUGUAAAGAGAGCGUGUUGUCUACUAUUGAGGAAUACAAAGCCUCUACAGAGAUGAGCUAUUUGGCCAACGAGUUUCUUGACGGAGAUGAUGAUAUGUCGUAA